AUGUCAUCUUCGAUCAAGAACCUGGCUACGGCCUCCAUCCUCCUCCUUCUCGCCUCGGCUACCAACGCUCACAUGAUCAUGAAGUCUCCUGUCCCUUAUGGCAAGAGCUCCCUCAACAACUCACCGCUUCUUGCUGACGGCUCUGACUUUCCUUGCAAACAACGCGCUGGAGUCUAUGAUGCCGAAGGUGCUCAGAACAUCGCAGCCAUUGGCGAACCUCAGACCUUGAGCUUUACUGGAUCCGCUGUUCACGGCGGUGGCUCUUGUCAAGUCAGUCUGACGACAGAUCUACAGCCUACCAAAGACUCCAAAUGGAUGGUCAUCAAGUCUAUUGAAGGUGGAUGCCCUGCAAACGUGCCUGGAAACCUUCCUGCAGACCCCAACGGAGACGGCGCUUCUACCUUCCAAUUUACUGUUCCAGACGGCAUUGCUCCCGGUGACUACACGCUGGCUUGGUCAUGGCUCAACAAGGUUGGAAACAGAGAGUAUUACAUGAACUGCGCACCGUUCACCGUUACCGCGUCGAAGAAGGCGAAGCGGGAGGAAGCAGCAGAACCGGCAAAGACUCCACAGAUGUCAAAGCGCCAGAACAGUUUCCCCGACUUGUAUAUUUGUAAUCUCGCUUCUAUCAACGAUUGCGUUACCCCUGAAGGAUUUGACUACGAGUAUCCAAACCCGGGCGCAUACGUUCAGAAGGCCGGUGCGGGACCCUACACCCUGCUCCCUGGUUCAGGCGGCUCGGGCAAUAAUCCAGCUCCUUCGCAAGUACCCUCAUCGUCACCAGAAGAAACUUCCCAACCAAGCGCGCAGCCAAGUUCGCCUUCAGGUUUACCGAUCGCUUCUAGCCAGCCCGUGCCUCCUCAAUCGGCACCACCAGCAGGCAGUUACCCGGUACCGACGACGUUCGCCACGGCAACUUCGAGACCAGCAUCUCCAGGCAUCUUCGUGCCCGUGACUAGCGCUGCAGCUGCCGGAUCAGCCAGCCAGCAAGCCCCAGAGGCCGCUCCCACCACCCCCACUCAACAACCAGCGCCUGAAACAUCCGGGUCUGAGCCAGGAACUCAAUCCGGCCCUUGCUCGGUCGAAGGCCAAUGGAGUUGUUCUGCGGAUGGCAGUUCAUUCCAGCGAUGCAGCAGCGGUCAAUGGAGUGUCACGAUGGAGAUGGCAGCAGGCAUGAAAUGUACCCCCGGUCUUUCGACCGACUUGGGCAUGACCGCAGGACGGCUGAGACGUCACAUGUCAUUCAUGAAGAAGAUCUGA
Exophiala spinifera is the source of this 1260-nucleotide messenger RNA. RefSeq lists its product as uncharacterized. Lineage: Eukaryota; Fungi; Ascomycota; Eurotiomycetes; Chaetothyriales; Herpotrichiellaceae. The coding region runs from base 1 to 1260 and encodes 419 amino acids. The transcript has a single exon. The record is from RefSeq and is a predicted model, not a curated record.